Messenger RNA from Pygocentrus nattereri (red-bellied piranha), 1838 nucleotides. RefSeq names its product surfeit 6 (gene surf6). Gene Ontology annotation, cellular component: nucleolus. Gene Ontology annotation, biological process: ribosomal large subunit biogenesis; ribosomal small subunit biogenesis. Gene Ontology annotation, molecular function: DNA binding; RNA binding. Bases 313 to 1419 code for a protein of 368 amino acids. Lineage: Eukaryota; Metazoa; Chordata; Actinopteri; Characiformes; Serrasalmidae. The record is from RefSeq and is a predicted model, not a curated record. The transcript has 5 exons.
GGAAGGAUUUUACUGCAACCCUAUCCGGAGAAACGCAGUUACACGCAUGCGCCAGGUUAAACACGCGGGCACAAGUUAGAGGCGUUCCUGUCGCGGAGAUAUUUAGCGUUAUAUGUUUAAGUCACUAUACUUUCCUUAUCUGUUCUGAAAUAUGAACGUUUUGAGUGUGGCAGAGAUAUGAGAAGAAAUGCGAUGUGCGACACGCGUAUUUGUACUUUUUUCCUGUCCGAGUCAUAAAUUGGUUCAUCAGCUUCCAGUCAGUCACUGACUGUGGGAUUUUGCGAGCUUGGCUGUUUCGAAGUUUUUGCAGGAAUGAUGUCCAGUCUUGCAGCCAAGUACGACUACCUGGACAAGCUGACACGCAAAGUGUUCCAUUCUGAGACUGAAGAGCCUAAAAAGAGAGCCUACGUUCCAUAUCAAGGUGGUCGUGAUGGGGUAGAUAGUCUCCCCAAAAAGAAGCAAAAGAAGAAACAGAAGCCUACCAAAGGAAAUAAUAACACAAAUGACAAGAAGCCAACUCCAAAGACCAUUCAGAAAAUGGCACAGAAACAGGCCAGUACAGCUGUACAGAAUGCUACCCAGGUCAGAAUUCAAAAUGGGAGUCGGGUGCACAUGCAGCAGAGGACUGAAGCAAGGUCUGAGGGGGAAUUUAAUGCAGUCGAUAUUUUGAGGAGAAGACUUCACCAGAAGAUUGAGGCGUCUCGUGGACAGGGCCCUCCCAAAGAUCCCUCCUCUGAGGAGGUGCAGAAAAGACGAGCAAAACGCAAGCAGGAGAGAGAGCGCAAAAAAAGGAAAAGGAAAGAAUUCCUUAUAAAGAAGUUGGCACAGAGUGCUUCCACUGAAGCAGAAGAUGAAAGUAAAGUGCUGGAAGCGCCCACAUCUCCAGACACUUCUACGGCAACCAGACCUGCCAAAAAGGGCACAAGCACAAUAGUCUUCAACAAGGUAGAUGUUGGGGAGGAGUAUGUGGACAAAGGGACUAAACUAAAGGAGAAGAAAAGGAAGGUGAAAGGAACCCUCACUCCACUUACAGGGAGGAAUUACAAACAGCUUUUGUCUCGGGUAGAGGCCAGGAAGGCUCGUCUUGAGGAGCUGAGAGAGAAGGAUGAGGAGAAGGCCAGGAAGGAGGAAGAGAAGAUGAGAUGGACCAAUAUUCUCUACAAGGCUGAGGGCAUGAAGAUCAAAGACAAUGAAGAGCUUCUACGUGCUUCUUUGAAAAGGAAAGAGAAGAGGAAGGCUCAGAGGAAGAAAAAGUGGAUGGAGCGGAGCCAGCAUGUGGUGGAAAAGAUGCAACAGAGACAGGACAAGCGAUGUAGGAACAUCCAGAAACGCAAACAGAGCAAGAUUGAGAAGCGUAAACAGAGGGCCAGGAAGAAGGGUAGAGUAAUGCCUGAGGAUUUAAAGAAGGCUGCUGUAUAGAGAAAAAAGGAAAAAAAGAAAUGGAGAGCCAGAAGGACAGCAAAGAACGAAAAUGAAUUGUAAAGAACAUCUGAAUAAAGAGAAUGACAAUUUUAUGCUUGGUCGGAAGCCAAAUCCUAUUUGUCAAAAAAGAUGUAUUCUGAGUAGUCCAUGAAUCUGACUUUUCUACCAUGUUGAGCCAAGACCCUACGUAAAUAUAUAUAGGCAACCAAUAGGCUGAAAAGAAGUGGUUGAAUAAAUGUUUUAAUGAUUAAGAUUUUUGAACCAUCAUUCAGGGUGGUUUGAUGUGGAAAAGCUCCAUUCUAGAAAAGCCUACUGAGUCAGAAUUGUUCAUUUGUGGGACUGUGGAAAUCAGAUGUCUGAUGUGUUUAAAGGCUGCCUUAUAGAAAGCUAUUAAAGGAGGCACUGAUUUCGGACAA